This is a messenger RNA of Phytomonas sp. EM1, 1089 nucleotides long. The record is from the annotation of a GenBank genome assembly. Lineage: Eukaryota; Euglenozoa; Kinetoplastea; Trypanosomatida; Trypanosomatidae.
GGAGCUAAGGAUUAGUUAGUUUUAGUUAGUGUGAGUUCUGUCAAGGAGAUGCCCAAGGCGCCUCGCCCCGUUCCCAUGGGCGUGAUCUCCGCGGAACCCGUUCAAUCCGCCUCGCGCAAGCUGAAGUUCGCUACGAAGGUGACGGUUCUAGGUAAGAGCUCCCCGCAAGGGCAUAAAGAAAAGAAGAAAGCAGCCGUUGGCGCCAAAACCGGUGGGGGGCAGUCCGGGAUGGUCUUCAACAAAGGCUUCGGGCAGCAUAUCUUGAAAAACCCUCUCGUGAUCGCCGCGAUCGCGGAGAAGGCGGCGAUUAAACCAACCGACAUCGUCGUUGAAAUCGGCCCGGGAACGGGAAACCUCACUGAAAAACUUUUGCAGUGCGCGAAGAAGGUGAUCGCGUUCGAGAUCGAUCCGCGCAUGGUAGCGGAACUCCACAAACGCUUUCAUGGUACCCCGCUUGCAGCCAAGCUGCAGAUCAUCCGCGGCAAUUGCCUAGAGCAGGACUUCCCUUACUUCGACAAGUGCGUGGCGAACGUCCCCUACGCCAUUUCCUCCGCGUUGAUAUUCAAGCUGCUGAAAAAUCCAACUUUCAAGUGUGCGGUGUUGAUGUUUCAGCGGGAGUUUGCACUGCGUGUGUGUGCUCAACCCGGCUCCGAGGCCUACUGCCGUCUUUCCGUGAACACCCAGCUACUCGCGCGCUGCUCGCAUUUAAUGAAAAUUAGCAAAAAUAGCUUUAACCCACCCCCGAAGGUGGAAUCCAGUGUGAUCCGGAUAGAUCCCAAGCACCCGAAACCGGAUGUUGAUUUCGAGGAGUGGGAUGGCAUGGUGAAGAUGAUAUUUAACAGGAAAAACAAAAAGGUGUCUUCCAUUUUUCGCACCAAGGCAUCCGUUCAAGCUCUUUAUGAUAAGUAUCUUAGCUAUAAAAAAAUGCAAGGCCAAUCGGUCGAGGAUGUAAUCCUUGAGUCGUUUAAAGCGCUUUUGGAAAGCGUCCUCGCCGAUCCACUCUUUGACCAGCGCGGCCGUCUGCUAGACGAAGAAGCGCUCAUGACGCUUCUAGGGCACUUUAAUCGGAAUGGAAUUCACUUUAUUUAA